AUGGAAGAUGAUGGAUCAAAAAAUAAUAAAAAAGAUGAUUUCGCUGAAAAUUUAAAAGACAGUUCUUUAAUGGUUGUUCCAUUUGCAAGAUUUCUUCCUUUAAUUAAUGAAAUUGAAAAUUUUUUUAACGAAAUCAUCGAAUUAGUGGAAGCUGCUGAACAUAAUCAACGAACUUGUGAAAUAUUAAAAAAUCGAGUUCGUGUUGCAGAAUUAGCCGUACGAGAUCUUAGAGAUAAAAAAAAAGACAGAGAAGAUUUUUUUAAUAAAAUAAAUUAUAUACGUUUACAAGAAUUAUCUACUAUUAUAAAACAAAUUAAAAAAUUUAUAUCAGAAAUCUCUCUAAUGAAAACUUUGAUAAAAUACCUUAAAGAGAAAAGUGUUGAGAAAAUUUUUAAAAAAUUAUGUAUGGAAUUCGACAGUUGUAUUAACUUAUUGUCUUUUUCUUUUAACGUUGAAAUUGCUGAUGAACUUGAACAAUUAAAAUCCGAUCAAGAUGAUUUAUUUAAAUAUCUACAAGAAAUGGUGGCUGGUAUUGAUGAUAACGACUGCUUCGCAGACUCAAGUAAAAAGUUUUUUUCAACAAUUGUAAAAGUUAAUGCAAUGAAUAAUACAAUGAUAGGAAAAUUUAAAAGUCAAACAAAAAUUAGUGAUGUCUUUCAGGUACAUCCACUAGAAUUUUCUGAUUAUGAAAUUGAUGAUAAUGGGAAAACAGAUGAAUAUAGACGUGUAAAUAAAUGGUAUAAAAAAACAAAUAAAGGUGCUGAAUUCGCUUUUAAAACUAUCUCUGGAGAGGACGAAGUGAUUGUACAAAAACAAGUUGCAAUUCUUAAAGAACUUCAUGAUUGGCAAAACAUCAUAAAAUUUCACGGAAUGAUUUCUGAUGGAAAUCAAUGGUAUUUGGUGACUGAAUGGGCCGAACGUGGAAAUUUGCGUGAAUUUUAUCAAAAUAAAAAUGAUUUCGACCUUAAAUCAAAAUUACGUAUAUCUCUUGAUAUUGCUCGUGGAUUAAAUUUUUUAAGAACUGUAGAGNGAGAUAUUAGGGCUGAAAAUAUAUUAAUUACACUUAAUGAGACAGCAAAACUUGCAAAUUUCAAAUUAAUUCGUUCCCAACCCGGCGGACAGGCUAUAUGUUUUCCAAACCUAAACUUAGACCAAACUCGUUAUUGUGCACCUGAAUUGUUGGAGGGGGUGCUAAAUUACAAACAUGAACAAAGAUGUGGUGAGGUUUAUAGUUUUGGAAUCUUACUUUGGGAAAUUGCUGAAGAAAGAAUUCCACAUCAGGGUAUUAAUGGUAUUAGGGAUAUAAUUGAUAAGGUAUGUAAUAAAAAGUAUAGAGAACCAUUUUCUGAAAAUAGUCAAAUGCCAGAAAAAUUCAAACAAUUAGAAAUUGAAGCGCUCUUGUCUUUGACUUGUUUUGUUAAAUUUAAUAAAUAA
This is a messenger RNA of Rhizophagus irregularis DAOM 181602=DAOM 197198, 1434 nucleotides long. Lineage: Eukaryota; Fungi; Glomeromycota; Glomeromycetes; Glomerales; Glomeraceae. The record is from RefSeq and is a predicted model, not a curated record.